Messenger RNA from Rhipicephalus sanguineus (brown dog tick), 823 nucleotides. RefSeq lists its product as uncharacterized. Lineage: Eukaryota; Metazoa; Arthropoda; Arachnida; Ixodida; Ixodidae. The coding region runs from base 92 to 823 and encodes 243 amino acids. The transcript is spliced from 2 exons. The record is from RefSeq and is a predicted model, not a curated record.
CGUUGAUGGCGAGCGCUUGAGAUUUCCACGAGACAUCCCACUGGGGCACAGGCCUUCUCAGAGGGCCGCACGAAGCAGCUGGGGGGCGACAAUGAGGCCGCUCUGGGGAGUCGUAGUGACCUGGAGUUUGCUGGCACUCUGUCCAGGCAGUGAGUCCCACUCCACUGCGGCACACCUUUGGCAGCGCCUCCGCCAGAUGACCUUUCUCGGCAGACAGCGUGACAGGCCGAGGCCCACGACGAGCAUGUUCGCGCUGGAGCCGGACCUUCGUGGUCCUUUCCUGUACGGUCGCGGCAACUUACCCAGGCUGCCCUGGCAGAAGCUAUACGUGUACAACCGGCCCAUGGGCUUCCGCCAGAGGCGCCGCGAGAACCCACCAUCCAUGCAUGGCAGAAAACUCACCAAGGUCAAGGUGGUCAAGAAGUUUGUGACCCAAACCCCCAUAGACACUAGUGGUGUCGUCUUUCUUCUAUCGCCGCAAAUGACCGCAACCCCGCCGUCGCUUCGAUGGACCAUGAAACAUCCUGCAUCUCUCUCUUGGAAGAUGCCGGCAGUCGUCUUACCCAGCAACCGGCAUCAGCCACCUCUCAAGAUGAAAGCAGCCCCAAGGCUCAAGAGCUGGCCACGGUCCCUCGUGUACUUUACAGGGGCGCAUUCCUCAGAUCCACGUGCCCAGGUGGUAGCUGGUUCUAGCAUGAAAGACAUCACCAUCAUCCACAACACCAGAAAGUACACUGUCAGUGCAAGCAGCAAAGCGCGCCUCAAGGGUCACCCAGGUCUCGUAGUCCAUGUUAAAGGGAUGGGAGUGGACACGAGACAGUAA